Molecule: messenger RNA, 1449 nt
Organism: Alternaria ethzedia
Lineage: Eukaryota; Fungi; Ascomycota; Dothideomycetes; Pleosporales; Pleosporaceae
Exons: 2
Coding region: 1-1449 (482 amino acids)
Biological process (GO): ubiquinone biosynthetic process
Cellular component (GO): mitochondrion
Molecular function (GO): 2-octaprenyl-6-methoxyphenol hydroxylase activity; FAD binding; oxidoreductase activity, acting on paired donors, with incorporation or reduction of molecular oxygen, NAD(P)H as one donor, and incorporation of one atom of oxygen
Source: RefSeq, a predicted model, not a curated record
AUGCCGCCUCGAAUAUUACCAAGAGGGCCCAGGGCUCUUCCGUCACGAUCGGCGGUCUGGAUCCAUGUGCGGCCUCAGCGGAGGUUUGCUUCGAGCUCCGCAAAUGCGCCAGAGGUCUACGAUGUCGUCUGCGUAGGCGGUGGUCCCGCAGGAUUGAGUCUCCUGACAGGACUGAAAGCAUCGCCAAUCACAAGUGGGCUCAAGGUUGCGCUCAUCGAGGGCCAAGAUCUACACAAAAGUCGACUGCCACAAGAUGCGACUUUGGAGAGCUUUUCGAAUAGAUGCAGCUCCCUCACUCCAGCUUCUGUGAAGAACUUGCAGGUACAACCGUACCAAGAAAUGCAAGUCUGGGACGGCGUCACCGAUGCACGGAUAUCCUUCGAUUGGCAUACAGCGAAACCUCUCCUCACGCCUCGCAACCCGUCUCAGCCUACAACAAUCGCCUACAUGAUCGAAAACGUCAACACGGUCACCGCUCUACUAAGCCGGCUCGAACAACUGGGUGGUGUCGAUUUCUACACAUCUACAAAGGUCAACUCAAUAGAUCUGGGUACGGAUACAGAGAAGAUGGACUUCUCGUCGUGGCCAAUCCUCACGCUGUCCAAUGGGAAGACACUGGCUGCUAGGCUGUUGGUUGGAGCCGACGGUGCGAACAGCCCCGUGCGGACAUUUGCGGACAUCGAGUCACGAGGCUUUGACUAUAGCAGACAUGGCGUGGUUGCUAGUCUGAAGCUCGAGGGGCAAGGCUGGGGCGGUCCAGAUCACAAGAUUGCAUAUCAGCGGUUCUUGCCAACCGGCCCAAUCGCUAUGCUGCCACUUCCAGGCAACAUGUCGACACUCGUAUGGAGUACCACGCCGGAACGUGCUGCGAAGCUCAAGGCACUGUCACAGGCCGAUUUCGUCGCAAUGGUCAACGCGGGUUUCCGACUGUCGCCAACAGACCUGGAGUACCUACACACCCUCUCAUCCGGACAGGCAGAGGAGGUAGCAUGGCGAGAGAAGCAUACGCCCGUCGACGAACACGCGAUACCGAUGCGCGUAGCACACGUGCAAGACGGCACAGUCGCAUCCUUCCCACUUCGAAUGCGGCACGCCGAUACCUACACUGGUGAACGAGUUGCACUGGUUGGCGAUGCCGCGCACACCAUACAUCCACUGGCAGGUCAAGGUCUCAACCAAGGCCAAGGUGAUGCUGCAGCGCUUGUACGGACGAUAUCACAUGCAGUGCAGACCGGACAAGACAUCGGAUCGACAUUGGCGUUGGAGAGCUAUACCAGUGAACGGUAUGCGGAGAAUAAUGCAAUGCUGGGCGUGUGCGAUAAAUUGCAUCGUCUGUAUAGCGUCGAAUCGGGUCCACUCGUAGGGCUACGAAGUCUCGGAUUGAGAGCAGUCGACGCAAUGGGCCCGUUGAAGGGUUUCUUCAUGAGCCGGGCUGCCGGCGGAUCGUAG